GUUCGAAAUGAUGCCGUGAAAAUUCAUGCCAGGCAUGCACCCCACCUUCCAAGCUACCUUCAUCAUCUCACGGCCACACAAAGUGCUUUGCUCGCUAGUAAUGCACACUUGGCUGAAGUGGAAUGCCCCGCGCAUGUCUCAAGCGAGUCAUUAGCGGUCGGACGAGAGAAAGCCAUGAGAAAACGAGUCGGAUGGAAAACCUUUUCACUUCCCCGAGUAUGAGCGAGUCUGAGCAGAAGUUCUACCGCUUUAAAAUGUUUUUUGUCUGACCGUUUGUCUUUCCUUGUUUCUGAUCCUGUGCCAGCGCGGCCGUGUUGCGUAACUUCGCUACCGCAGUCCAGCCAACUCGGCAUGCAAUUUUCUUCGUCGAAGAAUGCGAACUACAUUUGCGCGCGUGUCUCGUGUUUGUCUGCGACAAGGUACUUGAGUUCUUCUACUGCUUGACAUUUGCAGUCCGCGUUCAAGUGUAGGUCCUUUGCGGGCCACCGACUCUUUCGCUGGACUGGUGCCCGCCUAUUCUCGGGGAGAGUUCACUGCCGUACACGAAUCAUACGAAUUAACAUUAGAACGACCCUAUGGUGUCGGAACGCUGUCCGUUUCUCGCAAUUUCUAGUCUGUAACGGGGCCACUCAUGCGUCGCGGUCUCUACUGAACGAACUGGCAGACGGGCAGCGGAGUGUGGAUCAGCGUCCGCCGUUUUCCGCGUCCUUUGCUAAUCUUUGAGAAAGAUUUUUUUUUCUCUGAAUAGGCAGACCCCCGCAGCCUGUUUGUUGCGUGACUCGUGUGGAGCCAAGCCUAACAGUCCGUGCGGAGAUAAAAUUGCAAGGAGCGACGGGGCCACCGCAAAGGGAAUCUAAAGAGCGGAUCCAGGUUCUGUCCUAAUCUUUCAACGAUGAGUCGCCGCGGCUUCUGUUUUCCACGACACUCACGCAAUAAACAAAGUUAAGCUGGACAGUUCCGAAACCAAAGCUGUCUGUCCCGCGAGGCUCGCAGCAGCGAACCCUUCAGUCACAAACCACAUUGGUUUGCCAGCAAGUCAACCGUCGAAAAAAUGUCGGGCGCUGUGCGUAUCGACGCGCGAGGGAUGAUCAUUCGGGAAGGAGAAGAUCCUGAACUCGGACGACCUCUGCGCUCUGCUGCUGAGUCGCACGCAACCGAUUUGCGAGCCUCUGGAAGGACGCUAGAACAAAGGCAGGUUUCGACGAGGUCGUCGCAACCAAGGGGCAGCAUUCUCGGCUGUCUCCGCCGAACUUUUGUCAGACCUUUCUGUUGCUUUCCCGACGCUGCAGGUGCCCGCCCAGAGGGUGCAUACACCGGGUUCUGGCUGCCACCCAUCCUCGGGCUCGCCCCCAUUUUCUGGCUCACCAUUUUCGCGGCAAUAGGAUGCGGAAUUCUUGCACAGUUCUACUGGCAACCGCUUCUCCUUACCGGUCUUGUCGUUCUUGGGUACAUUCUCUCCGUCGCUCUCCACGAGUUCGCGCAUGCGGCAACUGCAUUCAAGGGCGGGGACGAGUCUGUCGUCUACUCAGGCUACCUCACCCUCGAUUACUUGAGAUACACCUCGCCUCUCUUCUCCUUGGGUCUUCCUCUUCUCUUUCUUCUCCUAGGCAAUGUCGCACUUCCAGGUGCAGCAGUAUUGAUUCAGCAUGAGAACCUCCGAGGAGCCCAGUGGAGGACGCUUACAGCGCUGGCGGGGCCGCUCGCAACCUUCCUUUCUGGCCUUCUUUUCUCGGGUCUUCUCCAUCUAAGUCUCCUCAGCGCCGAUUACUACUACACGAUUCUCCACAUGGGCUUGGCAUGUCUGAUAUACUUCGAGGCGAUGAGCUUCAUCAUCAACAUGAUUCCUCUACCUCCUCUCGACGGCUGGGCGGCGCUAGAGCCGUGGCUCCCGCAUUCGUGCUUCCUCAAGAAGGCCAUGGACGACCCGACUUUGCAGCGCAUUGUUCCUCUCUUGGUUCUUGCUGCGCUCUUUCCUGUCUUCGCGAGGGUGCCUUUCUUCGGCCACGCCGUGAACGUGGUGGCUGUCACUAUUUUUCGAGCUCCGCCAGAUUUGACGCCUUUGGCGAUGCAGUACUUUGCCGUCCCGUACAGUCAGUGGCGAUACAUGCACCCAAUUCCCGUCCCAGUGGACAUGCGGCGUGCUUCCGUCUCGUCCUCGGAGUUUUUGGAGGAUUUUCUGCUGCAGUGAAAGGCCAAAAUCCUUUUCUGUCGGUGACAAAGUGCCUGAAGUAGCAGUUAAGUGUAGGAGACUCGCACAGGAUCCGCACAUCCCAACGGUAAACAGCGUUCACCCAGUUCCCUGGUGGAGCACCAUGCAAAGGAUGUACUCAUUGUGUUAAUCAGACCGAGGGAGGCUCUGAGGGGUAAAAGCCGCGCGUGAAUCUUAGUCACCCACACGACUGUGGAGCUGGUUUUUUGCGCGCUGACGCCGAGUUUGGAAGAAAGAGUUGCCAUGAGUCUCGCUGUCUCUUCUGCAGCGGAAACUGUUGGCGCGACACCGUGUGCGGAGACCAGGGAUGCCCUAAUGCACCUUGUUUCCUAGUACCUAGCUUACCACUCAUGUAAACCGUUGUGGUUUUUUGAGCAUGCACCAGUAUUCAUUUUGGUGUUACGACUUUCGGCACUAAGACACCCUAGAACUCACACACCGAAGGUUUCGAAGCCGUACCGAUCUGGAUCGCAGAUCGUGUGCACAAUUCAAUGCUGUCUCAGUGAUGAUCGUCGCCAGUAUUACCAUCCGUUUUCAAGACGCUGUCCGUUAUACACAAGCAACUAGGAUUAAGUCGGA
Molecule: messenger RNA, 2788 nt
Organism: Toxoplasma gondii ME49
Lineage: Eukaryota; Apicomplexa; Conoidasida; Eucoccidiorida; Sarcocystidae
Product: peptidase, M50 family protein
Exons: 9
Coding region: 1052-2188 (378 amino acids)
Source: RefSeq, a predicted model, not a curated record